Argentina anserina (silverweed cinquefoil) is the source of this 759-nucleotide messenger RNA. RefSeq lists its product as uncharacterized. The record is from RefSeq and is a predicted model, not a curated record. Bases 85 to 759 code for a protein of 224 amino acids. NCBI's taxonomy places the organism in Eukaryota, Viridiplantae, Streptophyta, Magnoliopsida, Rosales, Rosaceae. Gene Ontology annotation, biological process: phospholipid metabolic process. The transcript has 4 exons.
CUAAAUCACACAAAACCAGCUUCCCUUCUGCUCUCAAUCUCUCUCUUUUUCUCAUUUCGUUUUGAUCUUUACGGCGUCGUUUUGAUGGCGGCUGCGAGGGUUGAGCGGGGGGAUCUGUGGAAGACCAACGCCCUCUCCAUACAGCGCCGGCUGAGGCAGCGCUUCAGAGUCGAGGUCGACCGCCGCCUCAGGCGCCACCCUAUUUUCGCCGACGGUUACUUCUCCGGCACCGUGCAGCGCUGGCUCCAGCGCUUCCGUGAUUUCAAGAGGAACUCGCUUCCGUCCUCCACCGCCUUCUACCGCAAACGAGUGGGCAAUCAAAUCAACGCUGAAGAUGAGUCGGCCAUACUUCGCAUGGUGCAAGCUGUUGCUAUGCCGGUCAUUGGGAAUGUUUGCCAUGUGUUCAUGAAUGGAUUAAAUCGUGUUCAGGUCUAUGGUUUGGAGUUGUCAGUGACGGUGGUUAUUGGUGAUCCAAUCUACUUUGAUGAUUUGUUAAAUAAUGAAGAAGCUAAGCAUUUAUCAAGAGGGAAGUUAUAUGAUGCAGUAUCCUCAAGAAUCGGUCAUCGACUACGUCAACUAAAAGUUCAGGUAGACAGAUUGGCUCAAGGUACCCAAUUACUAAAUGAUGGUUCACUGAUGGAAGAAAUUCCAGAACUACACGUUGCUGGUACACGAGCCCAGGUCUUUCAAUCGAUUCCGAGCAGGUUUCUCAAAAGAUGGUUGGAUUGCCCUUUCAUUGGAACAUCAACUUCAUUUUAA